Zootoca vivipara (common lizard) is the source of this 1380-nucleotide messenger RNA. RefSeq names its product ribosomal protein L4 (gene RPL4). Gene Ontology annotation, biological process: translation. Lineage: Eukaryota; Metazoa; Chordata; Lepidosauria; Squamata; Lacertidae. Gene Ontology annotation, molecular function: structural constituent of ribosome. The record is from RefSeq and is a predicted model, not a curated record. Gene Ontology annotation, cellular component: ribosome.
CGCAAGCAGCAAAAGAGGAGCGGCCGCGAGCAGUCCUUCCUUUUCCGGUCGGGGCCGAGUUGGUGAGGGAAGCCAGCGUGAGGGGCUCCUCCGCUAGUCGCCAUCAUGGCUUGUACUCGUCCUUUGGUUUCGGUAUAUUCCGAAAAGGGGGAAGUUUCGGGUAAAAAUGUCACUAUGCCUGCUGUGUUUAAAGCUCCAAUUCGUCCAGAUAUUGUGAACUUUGUCCAUACCAACUUGCGGAAAAACAACAGGCAACCCUAUGCUGUCAGUGAACUUGCAGGUCAUCAGACCAGUGCUGAAUCUUGGGGUACUGGAAGAGCUGUUGCUCGUAUCCCAAGGGUUCGUGGAGGUGGAACUCAUCGAUCUGGCCAGGGUGCUUUUGGCAAUAUGUGUCGUGGAGGCCGCAUGUUUGCCCCAACCAAGACUUGGCGACGCUGGCAUCGUAGGGUGAACGUACCUCAGAAGCGCUAUGCCAUCUGCUCUGCUCUGGCAGCUUCAUCUCUUCCGGCACUUGUUCUGUCCAAAGGCCACCGCAUUGAGGAGAUUCCAGAACUUCCUCUGGUGGUUGAAGACAAAGUCGAGGGCUACAAGAAAACAAAGGAAGCUGUUCUACUGCUUAAAAAGCUGAAAGCCUGGAAUGAUAUCAAAAAGGUCUAUGCCUCCCAGCGUAUGCGUGCAGGCAAGGGAAAAAUGAGGAACCGCCGCCGCAUCCAGCGCAGGGGACCCUGCAUUAUUUACAAUGAGGACAAUGGCAUCAUAAAAGCUUUCAGGAACAUCCCAGGGAUUACCCUUCUUGAUGUCAACAAGUUGAACCUUUUAAGACUUGCUCCUGGUGGCCAUGUUGGACGUUUCUGCAUUUGGACUGAAAGUGCUUUCCGCAAGUUGGAUGACUUGUAUGGCACCUGGCGUAAGCCAGCCACCCUGAAGAGUGACUACAACCUGCCAAUGCACAAGAUGACCAAUACAGAUCUUGGAAGAAUCUUGAAAAGUCAAGAGAUCCAGAAGGCCCUCCGUGCACCAAAGAAAAAGAUUCACCGCAGAGUUCUUAAGAAGAAUCCACUGAAGAAUUUGAGAAUUAUGAUUAAACUGAAUCCAUAUGCCAAGACUAUGAGACGCAACACCAUUUUGCGCCAUGCUAAGAAUCACAAGCUUAGAGAAGAGAAAGCAGCAAAGGGCAAAGCAAAGGUUGAGGCUGCAGCUGCAGCUAAAAAGACAGAAGCUGCAGCUAAAAAGAAGGAAACUGCAGCUAAAAAGAAGGAAACUGCAGCUAAAAAGAAGGAAACUGCAGAAUAAAUAAGACAAGAAUUGGCACUUCUCUGCUUCAGUGCUGAAAAGGGCUGUACUGUGGAUUACAGUUAAUAAAAAACAAAUCUAUCCAGA